This is a messenger RNA of Ostrea edulis (European flat oyster), 7679 nucleotides long. RefSeq lists its product as uncharacterized. Gene Ontology annotation, biological process: G protein-coupled receptor signaling pathway. Gene Ontology annotation, cellular component: membrane. The record is from RefSeq and is a predicted model, not a curated record. Gene Ontology annotation, molecular function: adenylate cyclase inhibiting G protein-coupled glutamate receptor activity. The transcript has 8 exons. The coding region runs from base 389 to 3775 and encodes 1128 amino acids. NCBI's taxonomy places the organism in Eukaryota, Metazoa, Mollusca, Bivalvia, Ostreida, Ostreidae.
AUGUUGGAUUCUUUGUAUGAUGGUAACUUUUCAAAAAUCCUUACCUAAAUUGAAGGCGGAUCUGUAGCUCUCUGACCUGUCCCAAUGUUUCUUUUUUUUUUUUUUUUUUUUUAAAGCUACAGUUCUGCAGUUAUGUAGGUAUAUGAAAAUAUUAACGAGCAAUAUAGCAGCAAGGGGACUCCUUUUAUAAUAAAAAUAAGCCAAAUCAAACGGCACAAAAUGAAUAAAUAAAAAAGAAAUAGAAAGAAAAAUGAUAAUACCGGUAACGGGUAUUUAAAAGUCUAGGUGACACUUCAGGUUUUCUCCCGUGUUUUCUUAUGUAGCAUGGUCAUACACCAUUUUUAAACUUCCGCAUGUUACGAUUAAAUGCUUGCACCCGGAUUGUUCGAUGUUUUUCUUAUUUCUCUAUUCAGAUACACCUCAGAGAAACAUGGAGAGGAUUGUCAUCUCUACGUAUACAUUGUUUAUUCUGGCUUUUCCUCUGUCUGUUAGUUCUAACAACAUCGCCAUGUUACAAGGAGAUAUUCAUCUCGGUGGACUUUUCAAAAUAUUCAAUGACGAGCAAUGCACCAGUGAGAUAGAUGCAAUGUCUGUUCGGAAUUUCGAGGCUGUUAAGUGGACAUUAAAGAAAUUAAAUGAGGCUGAUUACUUGCCGGGCAUUACACUGGGCAUAGAGGGGUUCCCUACAUGCAACGUACAAGGAAGAGCAUUGGAGCAUACAACUAGAAUAAUACACAGAAACCUUCGUGAUCCAGCGGAUCACACAUCACCUCCUAUUGCAGGUUUGAUAGGUCCGGGAUACAGCCACGAGGCAGUGGACACAUCAUCGUACAUCAGUUCACUGGGAGAAAACAACUUAAUUCUACAGACGCUCUUCUCCACGACCGCCUCAGCUCUCAGUGAUGCAUCUAAAUAUAGAAAUAUACUUCGAGUCAUCCCCGAUGAUACAAAGCAAAUUUCGGUCAUAAUAUCCCUAGUGGAGAGCCUUAAAUGGAACUACGUUGCUGUUAUUUAUGAAAACAAUGAAUAUGGAGCUGGAAACUAUGAAGGGUUUAAGAAACGGGCCGAGGCAAAAAAUGUAUGCAUUGCGUAUGCAUCUGCAAUAUCGAUGGAAAACGGUCUGGUAAAAUCACAAGAAGUACAGAAGAUUAUAGAAUCCGUAAUUCUUCAUACUGAAAGCCCAAUCACUGGAGUUAUUGUUUUUGCCUCCACUAAAACUGCCGAAGUGUUCCUGAACAUUGCAAAUAAACUAAAAAAUCAGUAUAGUUUUCGACUUGGAAUGAUAUUUUCCGAAGGAUCUUCCGAUAUGGGUACUGAAACAUUGAAGCAGUUUCCCAUUGCCAAGGGAUCCUUCUUUACAACUCCUCCUUGGAUAUCGUUUGACAAAUUUGGAGUCCACUGGUUGAAUAUUCUAACCAAUAAAACUGCUUUCAAUGAAGAAGUAUCCUCCAAUCCCUGGUUAGCUGAGAUUGUUGGAAAGUUUAUUUCCUGUGAUAUCCAGAGUUCUUCUUGUUCCAUGCCGACUCCUUCAAUUGUGAAAUCUGUAGUAGGUGACAAUUUAUUCGAAGGUUAUGCUAUUGUAUCAACAAUACUGCAUGCCAAGGUACUGAGAGAUCUUCACCGUGAAUCGUGUGGAGGGAGUGGUGGAUUUUGCACCAGUUUUAACAACACAAUAUGGAAAAACACUCAUAAACUCAUUGAAAUGGGAAAAAAGACACAAGUGAAUUUGAACGAAGAUAUUCCUGAUGCUUUUAGGCAAUCAUUAAUUUUUUCUUUCAACGACUCAACGGAUGCCAAUAUUAUAGGAAAUUUAUCUGAUUAUGAAGUGCAUCAUUUCCGUUAUUGCAUUUUCCGAAGUCAGGACAUGUGUUUAGAACUAGUUGGGAAUUACAGAAAUUCAACACUGAAUUUGGAGACAGAGUUACUGAGAGACUACACGGAGAACUCGGCUGGCUUAGCAUGGCCUAAUAUUAUAAAGGCUCAAUGUGGUGAUGGAAAGAAAUGUGACUCGUGUCAGAAUGGCAAUUUGGCAAAUGAAAUUAUUUUCAAAAAGGGCGACGUGUAUGUUGCUGCAGUGGUUCCCGUUUAUAAUAAGGAUACAUCUGAUCCUCUAAAGUGUGCUGAUAUUCGAACGUCUAAUGGAUGGGAGAUUGUAGAAGGAAUACGGUUUGCGGUGGAAACAGCUAACGAAAAGCGUGGUAGUUUUGAAAAACUUUUUCAGAAGAAGCAAAUUGGUUACAUUAUUUUCAAUAGCUGUAACCAACCUAUAUUGAUUCAAGAAAAACUUUUGAAGUUCUUUUCAGAAGGUAUAAAACUGUCGGAUGGUUCUCAUGUAUCUGACCUACAGAAAAACAUUCUUGGAUUUGUAGCUGCAUAUGGUAGCAGCAUUAGCUUAGCAACAUCACCUGUUCUUCAGGAUUUUAAUUUUCCACAAAUCAGUUACGCUUCGACUGCAGCUGUAUUAAGUGAUAGAUCUGCCUACAAAUAUUUUAUGCGAACAUGUACACCAGAUGACCAGCAAGCUGUCGCAAUGAUAAACAUUGUUAAAACUCUCAACUCAUCAUAUAUCCAGAUUAUGUUCAGCGAGGGAACAUAUGGCGAAGGAGGAAGAGAUGCAAUAGUGAGAGCUGCCAGGAAAUCAAAAAUAUGUAUUGCAAACGAAAUUCAAGUCAAAGAAAAUCAAUACGAAAAGAUCCGAGAUGAUCUUAACAAAACUCCAUAUGCUGCAAUUGUUCUUUUGUUUUUAAAAAGUCAUGUUGUAGAAGAUGUACUGGUUGAACUGCACAAAGUAUUAAAUCCAUGGAGAUACCUUUUUAUAGGCUCUGAGGCGCUCGGAACACGAUCUGACAUAAUAUCUGGAAAACCAAAAUUAGAAGGAACAAUAUCCCUGUCUCUCCAUAUGAAACCUUUAACUGGAACAUCUAAAUUUGAGAGAUAUUUGUACGAUAGACUUACAGAUAAUUAUAAUGACAUGAACCCUUGGACAAAAGAAUAUUUUGAACAGAAAAAUUCAUGUUUUCUUUCGGGCAGCUUUGAUAAAACGUCUGGUUCUCAAUGUACCGAUAUUAAGGAGGCUUUCAACAACAAAGACUACCAACCGGAACUGUGGACGGCCUUCGCCAUCAACGCCAUGUUUUCACUUCUACAAGGGGCAAAUAAAUCUUUUGCUGAAUUGUGUGGAACUCAAUCUUCUAUAUUGUGCCAACAAUACAGAGAUUCCCCGCAGAGAGUUUACGAUUUGAUAAAAAAUGAGAAGUUGGUUAUUGAUGACAGUGGGAUACCUUCCAGGGUGUUUAAUGAAAACGGUGAUGGUAAUAUAGGGUACAAAAUCUACCAAGUGCAGAGAAAAACCACGGAUACUGGCAAAAUGAUAUUUGUAGAAAUAGGAAAAUUUACGUUAGACGAAGACGGCUAUUCCAUACACGAGAAGACAAUAAAGGACCCGUUUACGACUUUGCCAUCACGCUGUCCUAAUCCCCUGGAAUGUGACAAAUGCUCGGGUCAGAUCGGCGACCAAUCAACCAGUUCUCCACCUACAAGUGAACAAAGCUCCACAGUAGCAGUUAUUUUGGGUACAUUGUUUGGUGUAACAUUUCUAGCUGUGAUUACCUUGAGCGCAAUGUUUCUUUUGAAAAUCGGUCGUGGAUGCAACCAAACUAAAGAAAACGUAGAUGACCAUUAUCUUGAUGCUGUACCAGAGAAUGGCAAGCAAACUCCAGAGGAAUGUGGUCACGAUUUCCGUAUGCACCAGGACCAUUAUCUACAAGUACAGUAGUCCAACACAUGGAGGAAUGGAAGAGCGUUCACUUAUCAUACUUUUACUCGUAGAUGAUGAAUCAUUCUUAUAAAUUCGAAUCGACGAAGAAUGUUAAGAUAUGUAAAUAACUUUUUUUUAUCAUAUUUUAAUAGACUACUAGGCAGAACUUAGCUUUGUUUAGAUCACUAGUGCCAUACUCUGUUAAAUUUACGUUGAAAUAGUUUUUCCUUUCAUGAUCGUGCGAGUUAAAAAGAGGUUCAUUUCUAGAGUACAUGUAUAUAUAUUUGAAUGAUUUACAGAACUGGGGGGGGGGGGUAAAAGGGCGACAUUUCCUAAUUAAUUUUGUCAUUUGCUACCUCAAUGAUUGAAUGUAAUAGAACGUUAGUAGGUAUGUGUGUGCCAUAACUAAACUAACCUCAGUUGAUAUAUAUGUAUGCAUUUAUUUUACCUCGUUGAAUUUGUAUCGGUGUGAUUUGUUGAAUUAAUCGAUUUCCAGAAGGUGCAGUUCAGUGCUGUACACGUUUCAAAACGAGUAGAGCACCCAGUAUUUGAUAGGAAAGGUCAAUGUCACUUAUCUGCACAUCACCAUGACAUCAUAAAAAUGUACUCAUAUCGACUUUGCAUUAUGACGUCAUAAUCGUUUCUAAAUUCUUAGAAUUUUGUGAAAUAUUUCAACUUUUUAGAGCUUUUGAUGAAUUUUCAUACACACACCAACCGUCGAUGUAAUUUAUCUAUCCGAUAUUCACUAUUUUCAUGAAUUAUUAAGAGAUAAUCGAUAAUCUUGAAGGAAUUGAAUCGCGGGUGGAGUUAUCUAAAUAUCCAUAAAUAUGAUUUAUAUCUUCUAUUCCCUCACAAAAUUAACAUUUCCCCCCUCAAAUCACAAAAUUAAUUUAGUUAAGAUACCUUUGCCCCAAUACAUUACCUCAAUGGAUACAACCGAAUGGAAUGUAAUUUAUUUUCAUGAUUUCUCCGUUAAGUCCAAAUCAAUGGAGACAAUGGAAUUUUUAUAGAGUUAUAUGGGAAGGGGUAAUAUAUUUCACCUUUGAACUAUAUAGAAAAUUUACAAGUCUCUUACUUGCUAGGAAUUUUAUAUUUGUACUUAUUACAACCAAACUAAGCCAAAAGGUGUAUAUAAAUCCAUGCAUCCAUUUUCUUAUCAUAUUGUUUGUAUUGCAUUGAAAAUAGACAAAUAAAUAAACUAGAAAUAUCGUAUAUUUUAAAAGUUAGAAUGUAAAACUUAUACGGUACCAAUUUUGAUGCACCAGAUGCGCAUUUCGAGAAAUAAUGUCUCUUCAGUGACGCUCAACGGAAAUGUUUUAUGUUUUUUGUGAAUACAUCUACUCAUAAUGAAUCCUAUUUAAUCUGUAUCUAACAUGCAUGUGUCCAGCAACGCAGCCUGACUAUAUUCAGGUAUAAUUGUCUGUGAUGAAAGCUUUUCAUAAAUAUCAAAUAUAAUCUUGUAUAUCUUUUAAAAUUAAGAUGUUUUCUCAAAUUCCAUCUCAAAUUUUCAGAGAUUAUUUGAAUUAUAAAACAUCUAAUCUUGAUUUUGAAUUACAUAUUUUUUGUAGUUCAAAGUCUAAGUCCUUGUCCUAGAUGAGAUUAGAUUUCCUUCCUCUAAUUAUAUGUUUAGGUGAAUGUGUUGUUUUUAUUUAAUGCAACAAAAAUGAUAUUGGUGUUGUGUGUAUAAAUCAGGUUUGUGAGAUUAAUCACUGUUCGUUCUCUUCACCUUUCAAUUAGCACUUUCUAACAUUUCAGAAACAAUACAGUAAUUAAGAGAAAGGUAAUUUUCCCUGUCUUUCUUUAAUUUGUAUGCAUCGUUGAAAGUAUGAACUUUGCAAAAUUUCCAAGAUUCAAAAGUGAAGAAAUUAAAGAUUUGGUUUGAAUGAUAAAAUAAUUUUAAAUGGCUAUAAGAAAAACACAGCUAACCCCCACCUUCAUAGGCCAGGAUAUGUCCAGAUAAUGUAAACGUACUCAAACGUAAAUUGAAGACAACUCUUUUCUGUUUAUUUGUACAUGUACAUUUAGUUAUGAGUUGUUGCACCUUUCUGAUAUCUGAUUCGUCCAUUGGCUCUUGUUUAUUUGACGUAUCCCAACCUUGAGGCUGGCAUUUUCAUAUAAGGUACGUAUUCAAUGUAUAACGACCUUAUGUCAUAUCCAGUAUAUGGAUGAUAUGAUUUUUGUGUUGAAGGGCUCAUCAAAUAAAAAUGAUUCACCAUAGGAAUUUUCAAAAUUUUAUUUACUGCUCGAGUUAUUUCACCUAGAAUUUAACAUUGAAGUAUAUGGAGAAAAGAAUGUUUUAUUAAAAUAUAUUUAAAAGAAAUUAUAUUUUCAUACAAAUUUCAUGGUAGAAAGGUACAUACAUUUUCUCAUUAUGAAAAUAUGAAAUAAAAUUAACCAUUUACCACACACAUGUUUAGAAAAUUAGAUUUUUCUCAUUUUUACAAAGGGCAAAUAACUCUUCAAAAAGGUCAGAUUCUAAUAAUUUACCAGUCAUGUGAAUUUGAUUUACUUCACUUUCAUCAUUAUUUAACAAUAAACAUGUACAUAUUGUAUAUUAAUUCAAAUCCUUCAAAACUGUUCAUUAUCCUUUCGUUAUACAUUGAAUACCUAAAGUAAUUUUUAAAGUUGUUACAUUAUUUAUGUAUUCAAAAUUGAUUUGCAAGAGUUCAAAAUCCCCCCCCCCCCCAAUAAAAAUAUAUAUGGAAUGCCAAAUUAACUUAUGUUCAAAUAUCCACACCUAUCUUCAAAUCAUUUGUACCAAUCAUUGAAUCAAUUGUAUCAAUCUCCAAAUGAAUUCAAGAUUUUGAUUCAAUUAUAUCUAUCUUUAAUUCAUUUGGAGGUAGGUAUAUGGAAUUGAUGAUACGUACAGUAGAAGCGAAGAUGGGUACAAAUACCAAGAAUUAAAGAUGGCUAUAAGUGAUUCAAAGAUAGGGGCAAUCGAAUUGAACCAAUAUUUAAUUAUGAAAAUACUUAUUUGUACCUAUCUUCAAAUCAUUUGUGUAGAUGUUUUAAUUUUACCUGUUUUUAAUCAAAUCGUAAUAUACGUAAAUUAAAGUAAAAAGUGGUAUAAUGCUAUGAAACCUAUCUGGAAAUGGGCGUAAUUCAAUACACAGAUAGGUGUAAUUCAUUUGAACUGAGCGAGGUUAAUUUAUUUAAAGGUUAUUUACACUUACCCGUAAUUCAAUUGUGUCUUUCUUCAAUUCAUUUGGAGAUAUGUUCAACUACUUGAAAAUAGGUAGGAAUAGUUUUGAUAAGACAUUCCACAGAUAUGCAGAUAUUUUAGAAUUACACAUAUAUGUACAAACCAGAAGACACAACAUGUACUUGUAAAUGCAUCAUGGGGCUUAUCAAUCAAAUUUUUAAAAUUCUAUUGAAAUCUCUCAUAUUUUUUCUCACUUAAAAAAGUAUAUUGCAUUUAUGUUUCCUCAAUUUUAAAAGUGUGGCCUAGUUGAACAUUUUGACCCUGUUUACCCGUUCCUUAACUUUUUUGUCAUUAUGACUUUUGUUAUUUCGUGUAUACUUUCUUGUAACUGUAUUAUUACUUUUCUGCGGUUUUGUAAUGAAGGCAUUGAAGAAAGGAUCUCAUCUUAGGCACGUUUGUUUAUCAUUUCUGUUUUUAAAGAUUACUCCCACUUUAGUUAGCCUUUACUCUAGUCACUACACUGUGUUUGUAAAUUGCAUAAUUAUAUAUUCUAUUGUAAAUUGCAUAAUUAUAUGUUCGUUUGUAAAUUGCAUGAUAAUAAGUUCUAUUGUAAUUUGCAUAAUUAUAGGUUUUAUUGUAAAGUUUGUGUUCUAUUUAAAGUGUUUGUAUCUUGUGAGAGAAUGCCUUAUGUAUUUCUGAUGAAAUGGACUUAAAAUACGUUAUAUAAUUCUAUAUUAACUUGACAAUCAUUUUAUAAUAAAUUAAAAAUCGAUUUCUUUA